Messenger RNA from Haliotis rubra (blacklip abalone), 1797 nucleotides. RefSeq names its product endonuclease 8-like 1. The record is from RefSeq and is a predicted model, not a curated record. Gene Ontology annotation, cellular component: nucleus. Gene Ontology annotation, biological process: base-excision repair. The transcript is spliced from 6 exons. Gene Ontology annotation, molecular function: DNA N-glycosylase activity; nucleic acid binding; zinc ion binding. NCBI's taxonomy places the organism in Eukaryota, Metazoa, Mollusca, Gastropoda, Lepetellida, Haliotidae. Bases 57 to 1505 code for a protein of 482 amino acids.
UAUAAACACAAACACGUGUGAACGGUUGUUGGAAGUAGCGAUUUCUUCCCAUCAGAAUGCCAGAAGGACCAGAGCUUCACCUCGCAAGUAGAUUCGUCAACUUUGCUUGUAAAGGAAGAGUAUUUGCGGGGAAAAUCGUGAAAUCGGAUGUGCAUAAGAGUAAAGACAUCAUUUGGGAUCACACCGAUUACACAAUAUCGGCUUCCUCGAGAGGAAAGGAGUUGAAAUUGACAUUGACAGCGUUAGGUGACAGUCCUAGCAAGGACAAAAAGAAGCAUGCAAUCUCGCCACGAUCCGUAGAUAUCAUGUUUCAGUUUGGCAUGUCUGGGAAAUUCAAUUUUUGUGGCGUGGAUGAAAUGGAGAAGCACUCUCAUUUGAAUUUCUACACCAAGAAGGCCGAAGGUUCAAAUCCUGAAGUGUUGAGUUUCGUCGACUACAGACGGUUUGGGAAGUGGACAGAGAAGUGGGACUGGGCAGCUGAUCGAGGGCCGUGUGUGAUGUUCGAAUAUCCGGCGUUUAGACAAAACGUGUUGGACAAUCUUAACCAGGCAGCUUUCAACAAACCAAUCUGUGAAGUUUUGCUGAACCAGAAAUACUUCAAUGGGGUUGGAAACUAUCUCCGAGCAGAAAUACUGUACAGAGCUGGAGUGCCACCAUUUAAGUGUGCCCGGUCAGUGCUGGAGAAACUGUCCCCUGGUCAGGAAGAGAAGAAAGUGGUGGUCAAGUCGGAGAGUCCAGACAUCCUACAAUUGUGCAACAUCUUACCUCUGGAGGUCAUUAAUAUAGGUGCCACCAGCUAUGGUCUGUAUGGAACGAAAUCCAUGAACAAGUUUAUGGAUUGGCUUCAGUGCUACUACAACCCCAGUAUGAAGAACAUGGCCGACCACAACAAGAGAACCAUCUGGUUCACAGGAGACCCUGGACCGAUGGUGCCAAAAGAACAAAAAACAAAGAGGAUAAAGAAAACUUCCAAGAUCGUGAAAAGGAAGUCAAAGCAGAUGCUGGAAGCAGGAGAAGAAAUGCCAGAGAUCCUCCAGUCUCCAGCAAAGAAAACAAAAACAGAGGGCAGAAUGACAAGAAAAAAGCUUCAAGACACAGUAGAAAAGGAAACAAAACCAAAAUCAAAGAAAGCUAAAACAGAAAAAAAUACAAAGUCCAAAUCAGCUGAAAAUGUGAAACCAAAGAAUGUAAAGACUAAGAAAACAACCAAAUCAUCCUCAUCACAAGAAACAGAUGCCCAGUCCUCCAGUGUGAAGCCAAGCAGGCACAGGAAAUCAGGUGAAAUAGACAAAGGCGUUGGGGAUGGCUUGACCAGUGCUGGGAAUGGGACAAAGGUCAAGGUCAAGGGUGGAGCAAGGAGGAGCACCAGGACCACCUCCACAGAGUCCAGGACAAGUUCUAGUUCUGGGGAUGUGAACGAUUCAGUCACACAGUUGAAAAGUAGUAAGAGGAGCACGAGGCAAAUUCAAAAGAGAUUUCAUAGUUGUAGUUCUGGAUUAAAGUAAUAUAUCAGGGACCCUCCCUGAAACUAUUAAUGGUGCUCGUGGGUUAUAGAUGAUCUGUUUAUUUGACUUCACCAUUUUAUUGUUGACCUCAGGCAAAAUGUUUUAAACUGUAUGACGAAAAUCCUUGUAAUGGUUCAGCCGAUUGGAGAAUUAAUGAGUCUCAUUAAGUGUGAUGCGAGUGGAGGUGAGCACUGUUGUAUGUAUGUUCAUUAACCCUUUAUCAACCAUUCAUCAACCAUUCAUCAACCAUUCAUCACUUCAUUGUAUGUUAGUGAAUAAAUGUAACAACAUA